AAUCUUGCUUAAACCCUAAUACAAUCCCUCCUUUUUCACUCUGUCCUGUGAGUCCAGCACCGAGUCAACUCACUAAACCCGAGAACAGCCAUGGCGGACAGGGUCCAAUACAAGCUCGAACAGAUGGUCGACGAGCUAGACGACCUAGAACGUAAAGGCAUGUUCACACGGCGAGAAAUAGCAGGGAUAGUGAAACAAAGAAAAGAAUUUGAGUACAGAUUGAAGAGGCCAAGUCCUUUAAAGCAAGAUUUCUUAGCUUACAUUGAAUACGUGACUCAACUUGACUCACUUCGUAGAUUACGAAAGAAAUCAAUGGCGCGUGAGCUGGAAAAGCAAUGGGAUAAGAAGAAGAGGAGAAUCAAAAAGUAUGUUUCUGAUUUUGCUGGGGUUUCAAGGAUUGUUGAGAUUUAUAGAAUUGCUGUUAUGAGGUUUAAGGGAGAUUUAGAGCUUUGGUUUAGGUAUUUGGAGUUUUGUAGGGAUAAAAAGAAUGGGAAAAAGGUUUUGGCUAAAUUAAUUAGGUUUCAUCCAAAAGUUCCUGGACUUUGGAUUUAUGCUGCGGCUUGGGAAUUUGAUCAUAGCUUGAAUGUUUCAGCUGCUCGUGCACUCACGCAGAAUGGUUUGAGGGCGUGCCCACAUUCAGAGGAUCCUUGCGUAGAGUAUCUUUGGAUGGAAUUGAUGUACCUUAACAAGUUAAAAGCUCGAAAGGUUGCGCUUGGAGAGGAGAAGGAAAAUGUGGUUCAUGAUUAUGAUAUGUUGCUCGAUGGAAGAGGAAUUGAUGAUGGAUCAGAUGCUGGUACUGAGGAGUCGGAGAAGAAAGUCGAUUUGUUUCGUGAGAAAGGCUCGAGUAUUCUUCAGAUAAUCUAUACUAGAGCUGUUCAAGCUAUCCCUUCUAGUUUUGGCUUGAGGAAGAGGUUAUUGGAGAUGCUAGAAGCAACAGGCUUGAUCCAUUCGGAAGAAAUGCGCAAGGAGAUGCUGCUAAGUGACAUGAAAAGAGACUUUUUGAGAGAACCAGAAUAUUGGAACUGGCUUGCAAGACUCGAAAUGACUCAUUCUAAAAAUGUCGGAGAUGACUGAAACUCUCAAAAAGCAUUUCAGGUAUAUGAGGAGGCUUUGCAACUUGUGCCUUCUCCGAUGAUGUUUAAUUUUUACACACUAUUUUUUGUGGAUGUUGCUGUUGUUUAAUUUUUUAUCCCAUAAAAAUUUUAGGAAAAAUAUUCUAAAAUAUAAAAGGAUAUACAUGAAGAAAGCUUAGAAGAUUAUUCGGGUUAGUGGUAAAGGAUUAAAAUGACAAGUAGAAAAAAACAGAAAACCAAAACGUAUAAAAUUGAUAAAAUUGACAUUUUAAUUCUGAUUGACAAAGGAUUCUAUUGGUGAAAAUAUAAAUUUAGAUGGUUAAGGACUUAAUGAGAAUUUUGGAAGGUUUAAUUAUUUUUAUUGAGGAUUUAAUUACAAGAAAAAUCAAUUUUUGGAGUCAAUUUAAGUGUUAAUUAGAAGAAAUUAAAGUUUGGAAACUUAAUCGUAAGAAUAUUGAAGUUUGAUGGGCAAUUAGGGGCUUGAUUCAAGAAAUCCAAAACUAAGGACUAAACUGAAAAAAGA
This is a messenger RNA of Populus nigra (black poplar), 1596 nucleotides long. RefSeq lists its product as uncharacterized. NCBI's taxonomy places the organism in Eukaryota, Viridiplantae, Streptophyta, Magnoliopsida, Malpighiales, Salicaceae. The record is from RefSeq and is a predicted model, not a curated record. Gene Ontology annotation, molecular function: protein binding; snoRNA binding. Gene Ontology annotation, biological process: maturation of SSU-rRNA from tricistronic rRNA transcript (SSU-rRNA, 5.8S rRNA, LSU-rRNA). Gene Ontology annotation, cellular component: Pwp2p-containing subcomplex of 90S preribosome; small-subunit processome.